AUGUCACUCCCGCCAAAGCGUCGUCGCGUAAUUCUUCCUGCUCCGGGCACCCAACCGACUGGCUCUUUUCCGCCCACGCCGGCAACAGCAGCAGCAGCGGCGGCGGCGGCCCAGCAGCCCUCAGCCUCUGGCCGCGGAUCGGGCGGAGGAGGGAGCAGCGACGACUCAGGCAACGAUCCCAAUACUGAGAGCAGAAGCCAGAGCGUCGAGUCUUCUGCCGACCCGAAGCCGCGUGCUUCCUCCAAACGACAGGUUAUUGCUGUCGCUUGCGAUAACUGUCGACGGAGAAAAGCCAAGUGCGAUGGCCAACGCCCGAAAUGCCAGCACUGCUCCAAAAGACGGGUUGAGUGCCAUUAUGAGGCGAAUCAGGGCGAGACGGUGAGUCUUGCGCUCAAACGCAAAGCCAACGUCCUGGAAACCGAAAACGCCCAGUACAGAGACCUCUUCCGCAUGGUCUGCACCAAGUCCGAGGACGAGGCAAAAGAGAUUUUCCGACGCAUUCGCGUAUCAGGCGAUCCCAUCAGAGUCUUGGAGUCCAUCCGGCAGGCAGAAAUUCUGCUCCCCUCGCCGACGACAAAUGACCGCACACACGACUCAAGGCUGGCUAAGAUUAACGAAAGGGCUCUCCAAAACAGCCUCAUCCGAGUGCCCGCGAAACCAUGGACCACUGUUGCCGACGAUGGUCUUGUGUCUGAGCUAGUCACCGACUUUUUCAGCUGGGAAAAUGUCAGCUGUUUCCCAGCUAUCGAGCAAGACCUGUUUGUGGAGGAUAUGCGCGCCGGCAGCAUCAAGCGAGCCAAGUGGUGUUCUCCCAUCCUAGUCAAUGCUGUCUGUGCAAUCCGAGCUCCAUUCCUCGAAAGCGCGAAACAAUUUAGCGCCGUUACUGGCCGAGACCUGUCGAAGCUGUUCCGGGACGAGGUCAUGCAGCUGGUGGAAAAGAGCCAUGGACAUGCCACGAUACCCACCAUUCUUGCCCUCGUUCUCGUAGACUGGUCGGCUAGUAUCGCCGGAGACGAGACGAGCGCCAAGAUGUACCGCUUCAUGGCCUGGGAACGGUACAAGCGCUUCAAACCUGAGCGGAGAUUCGCCAUGCUUAACAAAGAUGACCCUGUCGAUGCUAGAGAGAUGCUCUGCAUCUCAAAAGCAGUAUGGGCCAUCUUUUUUAUGGAAAGUCGCAUCUCAUAUUUCUACAACUCAGUCGCCGAUAUCCCACCUCCUUCCAUACCGAAACUAUUUGAUAACUACGGCAAAGAUGCAAUCGAGCCAAGAGGCAACAUCGAUGUCCUCGGACGGCCAUAUCUGGAAUCAACAGCCCUGGUACCGAUUGCCCCAGGGAUGGCAACCGUCGUUUCAAACCUUGCCUGCCUACAGUACGACGUCAUGCAGUACCUCACUUCCGGUAGCACCAUAAAGGGAAGCAUAGAAGACAUCAGACGGAAGAAACACUGGUACUGUAGGCUGCAGGAGUUUAGGAAAGCUUUGCCCAGCCGUUUCCAGAUGGAGCACAACUUUACCCCCGGGACUUGCUUCCUCAGGUAA
Colletotrichum spaethianum is the source of this 1539-nucleotide messenger RNA. RefSeq names its product nitrogen assimilation transcription factor nit-4. The record is from RefSeq and is a predicted model, not a curated record. The coding region runs from base 1 to 1539 and encodes 512 amino acids. The transcript has 4 exons. NCBI's taxonomy places the organism in Eukaryota, Fungi, Ascomycota, Sordariomycetes, Glomerellales, Glomerellaceae. Gene Ontology annotation, molecular function: DNA-binding transcription factor activity, RNA polymerase II-specific; zinc ion binding. Gene Ontology annotation, biological process: regulation of DNA-templated transcription.